Molecule: messenger RNA, 615 nt
Organism: Ilex paraguariensis (yerba mate)
Lineage: Eukaryota; Viridiplantae; Streptophyta; Magnoliopsida; Aquifoliales; Aquifoliaceae
Source: the annotation of a GenBank genome assembly
AUGGAUGAGAUGGUUAGAGCUUCAAUAAUCAUCUACAUCACAAUAGCUAUACUCCUCCUGCUACUAAUCUCACACUCCCCCAAACACAAAACCUCUUUCCACCAGCGCCAUCGCCGUCUCAAACUCCGCUCCAACUUCACCUUUUCUCCUCCCAUCACCAUCACCGGCACUCCUCACCACCGUCACGAAACCAUCACUUUCGACCCCUUAGUCGCUGACAUUGAGAGAAAACGAGAGGACAGGGAAUGGGAAAAGAUGUACUUCGAAAGCACCCACAAAGAAUUUGCUCAAGAUGCUCCGGCGGCGGAGUCUCAGCCCGAGUGGGAGGAGUUUAUGGAUGCUGAAGAUUACUUGAAUGAUGAAGAGAAGUUCAAUGUGACGGAUAGGUUGGUACUGUUGUUUCCGAAGAUCGACGUUGACCCCGCUGAUGGGUAUUUGAGUGAGCAUGAAUUCACCGAGUGGAAUUUGAAGCAGAGUGCGAAAGAGGUAAUGCAUAAGACUGAAAGGGAGUUUGAGGUUCAUGAUAAAAAUCAUGAUGGGUUUGUUUCUUUCGCGGAGUAUGAGCCGCCCAGUUGGGUUCUGAAUUCAGGUGAAUUUAACUCUUCUGGUCGUUAA